UAUGACAGAUUAGCCCUACUUAAGUCUCUCUAAAACAAAGAGUUCUCACUCUCAUCAUGGUUAUCAUAAGAAGUUGAUAUUACAACUUAAUGAAGAUGACUAAUAACAUAUACCUAUGUUACGUCAAAAUACUAGCAAAAGUAGACAUCUCGAUUAGGGAACUGUCUCAAAAUCAAAAAUACAAAAUAUUGCUUAAUUAUAGGAGAUGUUCAAAUAAUUUAAGCAUUUUAAAUGUUCACUUCAAUCGUAGACUCCUGUAAUUCAAAUGAUGAAAUCCAGUCAAAUCUCUAAGAAACCUCAAUCUCAAUCAAAAAGUACUAUAGAUGCAAAAGAAAUUUCAUUUGAGGAUAAAUAGAAAGUUAUGAUUUAAACUCGUAAAACAAUGUUCAAGAUAGUGAUGGAUAAUAAGUUGAGAAGUUAAUCAAUCAAAGAUUAUGGAUUUAAUUUAAGACCUUUAUUCAAUUAAGUUAUACGAAAAAAUGAUAGCAUUUUAGAAUAGAAAAGUAUUAGUUUUAUAACUAGUUAGUUCAGGAAUCUAGAUUAGAAAAAAGGAAAUCUGACUUAUUUUCACGUAGUCCAUUCUCAAAUGCUUAUUAUGCAACCAAAGCACUUUCUAAAAGAUCUCGUAUGAAUGUAUAUGAACGUCUAAUUCAAAAUCUACCUGCUGAUUCACGAUUCCAAUAAGAAUGA
Messenger RNA from Paramecium pentaurelia, 690 nucleotides. NCBI's taxonomy places the organism in Eukaryota, Ciliophora, Oligohymenophorea, Peniculida, Parameciidae. The record is from the annotation of a GenBank genome assembly.